AAAACGAGAGGGGAAAAACUAGGCCCUUUGCGUCUCUCUCCUUGUCACGGAACAAGAGUAGAUCACGAGGCCCCCAUUUUGCCGUGAACAACGACGCCGCCCAAGGCGUUCUGGAACUUGUUCAGGAUGGGUCUGCCUGGCUACCUCACCCUGAGUUUCACUCGUGCCGUCAACGUCCUUUUUCUCCGGUUGGGAAUGAAACACGACUAUCAGACAGGCAAGCAACCUGCGACUGCGAAAGCGAACAUUACAGACAAGAAGGGAAAGACCACAAGGAUACAUCAUUGCGACGACAUGGCACCACGAUAUCCAUCACUCGAAGGCAUGGAGAUUGCCAUCCCUCCAUAUGAUCAUCGAGACAGCGGCUUCAGCAUGGCGGAAUACGAGCGGACGGCAACGGCAGAUGGAUACGAUACACGGCCACUGCCACCUCUGCCACGCCCUCUGCGUGUAAAGAGCCCAUCGUCUCUUCCGAGGUCAAUGGUAAAGUCAUCUGUGCCCCCGUACAGGCAGGAAACACUCGUUUCCGCAUCAAUACCAUCAGCGUCGACGGUGACGCCAGGACACGGACGUUUCCCACAAGGCCCACCCGUACCGGACAAGCUCAUCCCACGGAAGCCAGUCCCCAUGCGUGCAAUCAGUUGGGAUCCCACCGCGAAGCCACUCCCCCAGACGCCGACGCGCGCAUCCAUGCCCAUGGUCAACCCUCCGUCAGGUCACCGCUCUGUCGUCAAGGCGCGCAAGGUGAUGGGCUGCGAGGUGGACAUUCACGACUCACGGAGUGGGGCGCGAAUACCCAGCGAGCCAUCGAGAGUACACUCCCAGGACGAAGACGCACGACCUCGCAUGGACCCUGGCGAGAGGCGGUUCUAUGACAAGAGGGCCGCGCGGGAGUAUCAUCGUUUUGCGACAAGUAUGGUGGACGAGAGGCCGUCCAAGCCCAACUCGACGCCUUCGCAUGUACAGAGGGCCUCCUCGCCAGGGCGUGCUCUCGCGACGCACAGCGAUGGCACCCCCAGACCAAAGACGUCGUGGGGGCCCGAGCGACCGCUCAGUGCUUUUGAGAGUGACUCGGAGGACGAUGAGGCCGCCAGGCUCAUGGCUUCCAUCCGAGGAUUUUUCUGCAACGGAGCCAAGUGUGUUGGUAACGAUGAGGAGACUGGGGAACGUGGAGGGAGAAGUCUGUUUGGGAAGGCUAGGGAGUGGCAUGCUGAGCGUACCAAGGCACGGCGGCGAGAGGAGAUGAAGAGAGCGAUCCGCACGAGCCAUGGGGAGUAAAGGAUGAGCGAGAGAAUCAGUACAUGUAGCUAUAGUAUACCCAGAGUCAAUGAAAGUAUGU
Messenger RNA from Emericellopsis atlantica, 1339 nucleotides. RefSeq lists its product as uncharacterized. Bases 127 to 1278 code for a protein of 383 amino acids. The record is from RefSeq and is a predicted model, not a curated record. Lineage: Eukaryota; Fungi; Ascomycota; Sordariomycetes; Hypocreales; Bionectriaceae. The transcript is spliced from 2 exons.